Molecule: messenger RNA, 2711 nt
Organism: Oldenlandia corymbosa var. corymbosa
Lineage: Eukaryota; Viridiplantae; Streptophyta; Magnoliopsida; Gentianales; Rubiaceae
Source: the annotation of a GenBank genome assembly
AUAUAAUUAUCAUUACAGCUGUAGCCAUCCAUGAUCAGAUCAUUAGUUAGUUUACUUAAAAAAUGCUCCCUCUCCUUAGCUUUAUUCUUAUAGUUGCAGCAUAGUAUAUUGUACUAAGGUUCUAAUAAGUUCUUCCAUUUCUUGGAAGUAGCUAGCUAGGUGGUCUUCGCCCUCACUUUAAUCUUUUCACUUUUGUGGACUAAUUGCAACUUCAUCCAUAAGAUCAUCAACAAAGGUAAUUAUGCAGUCAUUGUUCAUUGGUUCCUCCUCCACAAAGCAUUCUUUUCCGCCCCUUUUCACCGGCACGGUUGGAUUAUAUUCUUCUUCCUCCUUUCCAGGCAAGUUUUUCGUGCUAAUACCUCAAUAUAUAUUGCAUGAUUGUUAUUUCUUCUUUGUAUUACUCAUUUACGUGCUAGUUUGGGUUAUUUUGUUUUGACUAAUCCGGCUAUAUAUGUAACAUAUGCGUUCAAUGGUGUGCCUUAGGUUUUGAUUUGCUAGGGCAGAAAUGAGAAAUUUACCAUCAAGAUAUAAAAGAUGAAUCAAUGAAAAGAUAGUCUUCUUCUAGCUAGCUAGCAGUUACGCAAGAAUAGAUUUAUCACAGGAGUACAUUGUGAGAAUUGGGCAAAGACAGUUCCAAGUGGCAAAAAGUAGCCAACCACAGGACAGUCUGAUUACCCUAAACAACCUUUCUUUCUCUAGUGGGUAAAUUAAGAUUUUUUUUUUUUUGAGUUUUUGUCAUCGGGAAAAAUUUCUGUAACACCUUUUGUAAGACUGAAAUAUUUACUUUAUGUGAUAAACUGUGAAAUACGAAAAAGGGAUAUUCUAAAUAAUGUGUUCGACAUUUUGCUUUCCCUAUAUUUAUCCAAAUCAAAAGGCAUAAUCAUUAAUUACUUGAUCAUUGAAUAAAAAAGAGAGGGAGAAAUAACGGUGUUUUUUUUUUUUUUUUGGUCUUCUCAACAUUGUUACGUUAACUUUUGAACCAUUUUGUGAUCAAUCUAUACCUGUCACUACUUUUUAUCAAAAGGAAAAAAAACAAAAAACAAAGAGGAAAAGAAAUCAUCACCAAAAAUCACGUACAAUUCAGGUGCAGCUAAAUACCAUGUGAUAAAGGGAAUAAUAAAAUUAUUACAAAUGUGUCUUUAUUGUUGUCACCAAAUGAAUCCCAUGUGUUAGUUAACGGAAACACUGAAUCUUUACAAGUUUUAUUCCUGAAUGAUUUGGAUUAGGUUUUUUCUUCUUUUUUUUUUAAAAAAAAAAAAUCAAGUUUUAGUCUCUUGAUUGUACCCUGUAGAAGCAAAAGUUUCGAAAUGCCAAAAAUGGAGGUGGAACAAUGCCGAUAAUAAAUUAUCAGAACCUAUGCGGCUCUCACAAAGGCGACAACUUCUCAGCAAAUAUGUUGCUCGUCCUUGUUACAAGGGAAAUGGUAAAAAUUUGGCAAAUGCGGGUUCUGGAGACCAUUAUCAUUUUCCAACUGAUCAACCCAAGAGCCUAAUGGAAACAUUUCAAAUGAAGUUUGUUGCCUUUUGUGAAUUUGCAAGGCUAUAUUCAUUCGUUGGAAGAGGAUUGAGCAUAGUUUCAUCAUCUUUCCUUGGAAUAGAGAAGUUAUCAGAUAUUUCUCUAUUGUUUCUUUCUGGGGUAUUGAAGGCCAUUGUUGCUACUUUCUUCGUGCAGUUAUACAUCAAUAGUAUAAAUCAGUUGGAAGAUAUUGAAAUUGACAAGAUUAAUAAGCCAUACCUUCCAUUGGCAUCUGGAGAAUAUUCGAUUGAGACAGUUAGGAUUAUCACAGCAUCUUCAGCAUUAAUGAGUUUUUGGCUUGCUUGGAUGGUGGGAUCGUGGCCGUUAUUUUCUGCUAUUCUAGUCAUUUUUGUGUUUGGGACUAUAUAUUCAAUUAAUUUACCUUUUCUGAGGUGGAAGAGAUCUGCAUUUCUUGCUGCACUUUGUGUCUUCGCCAUGGGAGUACCCACGGAGCUUGCGUUUUAUUUGCACACACAGACUUUUGUGUUUGGACGGCCUGCUUACUUUCCGAAACGGGUAAUUUUCACGUUAGCAUUCAUGUCCAUCUUCACAGUUGUUGCAGCUAUUUUCAAGGAUAUUCCUGACGUUGAUGGAGACAAGAUACAUGGUGUUCGAUCUUUUGCAGUCCAGUUUGGUAAAGAAAAGGUGUUUUCUAUUUGCUUCGUGCUUUUUCAAAUUAUUUAUGUUGUUGCUAUUUUAGUUGGUUUGACAUCUUCCCAGAAAUGGAGCAAAUUCAUUACGGUUGCUAGUCACAUAUGUUUAGCUUUGAUACAUUGGAGUCGUGCGAAAUCUGUUGACCUGGGAAACAAAACAUCGGUUACAUCCUUUUACAUGUUCAUAUGGAAGCUCCUCUAUGCCGAGUCCUUCCUGGUGCCGCUGAUAAGGUAGCAUGACGGAUAUUUCUCGACAUGCCGGUUGACUCUCCACCUUGAUAAGCUGCUUUAAAUGUUUGUUACACAGAUGCCUGUACCUUGUAGUACUACAAUUGAAAUGAUUCUGCUGUUUCUCAAAAUGUUAAUUUGAGACAUCAUUUAUUGAAAGAAAGGGAUGAGAAUUCAACAGAUACAUCGUUUACAGUUGCAUUUCAUACUGCUCCGCUAUGUCAUUUGCUUUAUUAACUUCAAUACUGUUACCCUAAAAUAAAAAAAAAGACAAAACUCCGAUACAGUUAUGAAAUCCUACCCUUCCCCUUUCUU